AUGGCUACUCCUGAUUUCGAGCUGGGCGACUCAACAAACAAUGUCUACGACUAUUUUGCCACAAUGGCUGGUGAGAUUGAUGGUGGAGAUCAUAGUGACCGUUUCGGACAAUCUGCGCCUGCGAUUACAAAGGCAAUGAUUGCUCAAGGGUUGAGUGACUUUUUAGAUGAAAAUGACCUGUCGGAUGAUCACGCAGUCGAGAUGUCAGAUGAUGAAGGGAUUUCUAUGGGACGGAUGCAGCAUGAUGAAGAUGAUCCUGAUGAUCCUGACAUCCGAGCUGGAACUGGCAGGGAUCGAAAGCGUUCUCGACAACAUGUUGUGAAUGAGGAAUGGUUCCCGUGGCCAGAUAAAAUUACAUGUACACUUGAUAUUCUCAUGCACCUCCCACGUUCAGUUUUUUCAGAGCGACAAAUUGAUAUCUUGCUGUGGCUACUUCGGGUCAAUAAUGUAGAUGACGUGCCUUCUGUAAAGUCUGUCAAAUGCAUUGAAGACACAAUUCAAAGAUUGUGUGGUAUACGCUCGAUUCCUUAUGAUGGCGCUCUUGGGCAUAGGUACUAUGUUAACUCAUUGGCUGAUCUUAUUCAGCAGGUAUUUCGCCCGCUGCUGCACUUUUACCCUGAAGAUGCUGGUACGAAACUAAAUGAAGCUUGGCAAGCCAAACACUGGCUCGAGGAACUUGAUCCGGAGCUACUUACACCUGUUGUUCGACUGCAAAAUCAAGAUUUCUUCAUUUUCGAGCCUGCAUUAUUAACCAGCGGCCAAGCCUGCAUGCCGUUUCGCUGGUUCAUUCGUUGCAAGAAAAUGUAUGCUAGGGCUUGGCGGUUGCAGCCAGUUGCUCGUGAAAUGAAUUGCGGGUGGAUCGUACAACAAUUUCAAUCAUUCGAGGUAUCAGAAGACGAUCUCCUUGUAUCAUUCAAAAACUGGGAUUCAAGUGGUGCAACAUCUGGACUACCUCGUGCAUGCCAUAUAUAUGGCAUUGAACGUGAACUGGAUGGCGAACUACAGCCAUGGACAUUGACUAAUCCUGUCGAAGGCAAUCAAUGGCGUAUUCGGGCUUCUGGUGCUCGUGUAUAUGCAAUGCCUAUCUGGUUAUACUGUGACGACACAUCAGGCAACUUAUCGAAAAAGUGGAACAAGCAUAAUUCCUUUCUUUUUACGCCUGCAGGAUUACCACGAACAGCAGUCCAUCAAGAGUACAAUGUUCAUUUUCUUUGUACUUCGAAUCUUGCCCCUCCGCUCGAGAUGUUGGACGGCAUUGUCGACCAACUGGAAAACGCAUGGGAGCAUGGCAUCUGGGCCUGGGACUGUGUCCACGAAGAAUAUGUUCUUGUCAUUCUGUCAGUAUUGGCGUUGCUCAGAGACAACCCCAUGCAAAGUGAGAUGGCCUGUCACAUCGGUUCAAUGGGAAAGUAUUUCUGCCGGAUUUGCAAAGUUAAGGGUCAUGGUACAGUGGCGAAGGAGAGUAAUUCUGCGCAAGAUACCACACGAGCCGAAGAUCACGAUAACAACAUAGCCGAGGAGUUUAGUGGAAGUGAGUACGAGACUCUGAGCGACGGACUCAUAGGAGAAGCACGCUGCAAGGACGAAACUGUAGCUGAACUUAAGUCAAUGUUUGUUGAUGCAUCAACGGUUGGGAACCAGACCAGGAUCAAGCAAAGGAAGACCGCCACUGGCAUUAAAGACACUUUCCUCGAAUCGUUUUUGAAUUGCCUCGCUCAGUCAUACAGCAAAAUUCGUGGAGGCAAUAGUGUGAAGCAGGAAGCACUCAACAGGGUAAAAGAGACGUUGCCCGCAAAUGUCAUCAGUCCAGUGUGGCGAGUCAAAGGUCUUGAUCCUCACACGGACACGCCCGUGGAGAUUCUCCAUACUGUCCUUCUGGGAUUUGUCAAAUAUUUUUGGCGUGAUGCCAUCUCAAUACGGAUUGGACAAAACAAGUUGAAGCGUGAGCUUUUGGAGACUCGCCUCUCCUCUGUUAAUGUUGCAGGUCUUGGACUUAGCAAUCUCAAUGGCCACACGCUAGUUCAGUAUGCAGGAUCUCUUGUUGGUCGUGAUUUUCGUGCCAUUGCACAGAUUGCACCCUUCGUCCUCCACGACUUGGUACCAAAGGAUUGUUACGAUACCUGGGUCGCACUGUCAAAUCUGAUGCCACUCAUUUGGCAGCCUGAAAUCGAUGAUUGCACAGAUCAUCUGAACAAACUCACAGUCGCCAUUGACAACUUUCUCGCAUGUACUGCCAUGUGGACCCCUCGAUGGUUCAACAAAUCCAAGUUUCACAUAAUAUUACAUGUUUCUUUUGAAUCAUUUAAUGCAGUCAUCCGAGCAAAGAGCAUUCAUUCGAACCAUUGUGCUCCUUCUCGGGAUAUUGCACAUUCUUUUGCUCAUGGAAGUCGUAUCCGCCAUAUCCUCUCUGGAGCACGAAUACUUAUCCGUGAUCCCAAUACCAAAGCCCACAACUCUGAGUCUAACAGCCCUGUCCAGUUCGAAGUCUCCAAUUCUUCGUCAGACAUACAUGGACUACCCAAGUCAGAAGUCAAUGUUGUCGUUGGAAAGGGCCCAUUGACUCUCAUUCGACGACCAAAUAUUAUCACAGAUUAUCUUGGACUUGACACUCUACAGGACACUACAAAAUAUGGCCAGUGCAUUCGUGAUAGCCUACCACUCCGAACAUACAUGGCUACCGAGACAGGACAACAUUUCCCUGAUGCACUUGCAUCACUUCCACGUAAUAUUCUGGAAGGAAAUAAUUUCCGAACGUGCAAGUCUGUUGUUCUUUUUAAUGGAGAUAUUUGUAAAAUUGGAGACUGGGUCCUUGCAGUCAAUCACACUGCAGAACAGUCUCCCAUAGUAGCAUGUGUCCGAGAACUGAUUCAGCGCAAAGAUUCUGAAGCAGAUAUGUGUCUACAUCCAGAUGCAAUACUUCUCGAAUGUGGCAUUAUUGGUGAAUCAGUUGCAUCCUACUCGAUGCCUGCUGUAAGGCCACAUGGGGGAUUUUUACUUUAUCCUAUUGAGCAAAUUUUAUGUACAGCAAAUCUGCAACAUCAAUGUCAACUGCACAAAUGUGCAGCAUCAGGCACUGAUUUCAUUUAUGAAGAACGUGUCAAGACUUCAAAAACAAAGCUUGCGAUACAUCAUAGUGGGGAUCCUGGUGAUCUCAUACUCAACACUGCGCAAAUGCAUAAUGCAAAGCACAUGCAGGGUGCUGCGAGGGAAAUUCGGACACGUACUAAUGACACCACAAGUGGAGCACCCUUGACAUCUACCUCAGUGCGUGGACGAGGUGGACGAGGUCGCCAAGUUAAUACAUCAUUACAACAGCAUAGUCAGGUACAGUCUGUAUUACAAGGAUGA
Molecule: messenger RNA, 3348 nt
Organism: Suillus plorans
Lineage: Eukaryota; Fungi; Basidiomycota; Agaricomycetes; Boletales; Suillaceae
Exons: 14
Coding region: 1-3348 (1115 amino acids)
Source: RefSeq, a predicted model, not a curated record